Messenger RNA from Mauremys reevesii (Reeves's turtle), 2597 nucleotides. RefSeq names its product cyclic nucleotide gated channel subunit alpha 3 (gene CNGA3). Gene Ontology annotation, molecular function: cGMP binding; voltage-gated potassium channel activity; intracellularly cGMP-activated cation channel activity. The transcript is spliced from 11 exons. Gene Ontology annotation, biological process: potassium ion transport; monoatomic cation transmembrane transport. Lineage: Eukaryota; Metazoa; Chordata; Testudines; Geoemydidae. The record is from RefSeq and is a predicted model, not a curated record. The coding region runs from base 327 to 2513 and encodes 728 amino acids. Gene Ontology annotation, cellular component: intracellular cyclic nucleotide activated cation channel complex; plasma membrane.
UUCAAACAGAGCUUCUACGUUUGCCGGUCGUUAUGCGUUGGUUUGUAUUUACUACACCUUCCCCAGACUUCUCUGCUUCCAACCUACAUGUGAACCUGUCUGUAUCUGUGUUUUACAUGCUCAGGCAAGCUGCAGCGCUGUAGCUUCUAACAAUUCAGAGGAACGAAAAGAGGUCAGACACAUUUAGUUACAGAAGCUGGCAUAGCCACUUCUGAGAACAGGAAGCAGAAGCAAUAUAAUAUGACUUAGGUGACCAAACACAUAUCAGGAAUAAUAUAAAAUGAAGUCAGUUGAGCUGUCACUUGGAUGCUGAUAUGUAAAGCAAAAUGGCUAAAAUCAACACCCAGCAUUCCUACCCUGCUAUGCACAGGCUGUCUAUUAGGACCACUGAUGAAGACAUUGAAAGAAUUGAAAAUGGCUUUAGCAGGACCCAUUCACUGUGUGAGGACACUUGUUCAGAAUUGCAGAGAGUCAUUUCCAUGGAGACAAGAGGCCUGUCUGAAUCCCGCAGGAGCUCAUUCACAGGCACUGGAGCAAUGGCUAGGUUAUCCCGUUUCAUCUUAUCACUGAGAUCAUGGGCGACACAACAUUUGCAUCAUGAAGACCAAAGGCCAGAUUCUUUCCUUGAACGUAUCCGAGAGCCAGAGCUCAAAGAGGUAUCCAGCAGGGAAAGUAACACUCAUUCCAAUUUGAGCAACUAUGAGCAGCCAGGCAAAGUGAAAAAUCACUGGUCCCUGGCCAGAUUUAAUGUCAACAACAGCAACAACACCAAUGAAGACAAGAAUAAAGAAAAGAAAGAGGCAAAGGAGGAGAAAAAAGAAGAAAAAAAGGAGGAAAAGAAAGAGGAGAAAAAAGACGACAAAAAAGAUGAUAAAAAAAAAGAGGAGAAGAAAAAGGAGAUCUUUGUGAUUGAUCCUUCAAGCAACCUGUACUAUAGGUGGCUGACCAUAAUCGCGACCCCAGUAUUCUAUAACUGGUGUAUGCUAGUGUGCAGAGCCUGUUUUGAUGAGCUACAAACUAAACAUAUUAUAUUAUGGGUGGUCUUGGACUAUAGCUCAGAUAUCAUCUACAUACUGGACACAUUCGUCAGAUUCAGGACAGGCUUCCUUGAACAAGGCUUACUAGUCCAAGAUGAAAAGAAACUAAGACUACAUUACACUACUACCGUACAGUUCAGAUUAGAUAUGCUCUCUCUUUUACCAACAGACCUGGCAUAUUUAAAACUUGGGUUGAACUACCCUGAACUACGGUUUAACCGCUUGCUGAGGUUUGCCAGGCUAUUUGAGUUUUUUGACCGCACAGAAACCAGGACAAACUAUCCAAAUAUGUUUCGGAUUGGAAAUCUUGUCUUGUACAUUCUUAUCAUCAUCCACUGGAAUGCAUGCAUAUAUUUUGCAAUUUCAAAGCUUAUUGGGUUUGGAACUGACUCCUGGGUCUAUCCCAAUGUGUCCCAUCCAGAAUAUGGACGUCUGUCCAGAAAGUAUAUUUACUGUUUGUAUUGGUCAACACUGACACUGACGACAAUUGGAGAAACCCCGCCUCCUGUGAAAGAUGAAGAGUAUCUCUUUGUGGUCAUUGACUUCUUGGUGGGUGUGCUGAUCUUCGCUACUAUUGUCGGUAACGUAGGCUCUAUGAUUUCCAACAUGAAUGCCUCCAGGGCAGAUUUCCAGGCCAAAAUUGAUUCCAUAAAACAGUAUAUGCAUUUCCGAAAGGUGACAAAGGAUUUGGAGGCCAGGGUCAUUAAGUGGUUUGAUUACCUCUGGACCAACAAGAAAACAGUAGAUGAGAAGGAAGUUCUUAAAAACCUGCCUGACAAACUUAAGGCUGAAAUUGCUAUCAAUGUCCAUCUGGACACGCUAAAGAAAGUGCGUAUCUUCCAGGAUUGUGAAGCUGGGCUUCUUAUUGAGCUGGUGCUGAAGCUGAGACCUACGGUCUUUAGUCCUGGAGAUUACAUCUGCAAAAAGGGGGAUAUUGGGAGAGAAAUGUACAUCAUUAAGGAGGGGAAGUUGGCUGUGGUGGCAGAUGAUGGCAUAACACAGUUUGUUGUCCUAAGCGAUGGCAGCUACUUUGGAGAAAUCAGCAUCUUAAACAUCAAAGGUAGCAAAUCUGGUAACAGACGGACAGCCAACAUCAGGAGCAUUGGUUAUUCUGAUCUAUUCUGUUUGUCCAAAGAUGAUUUGAUGGAAGCCCUCACUGAAUAUCCUGAUGCCAAAAAGGCAUUGGAAGAGAAAGGGCGGCAAAUUCUGAUGAAAGACAAUUUAAUAGAUGAGGAGGCGGCAAAAGCAGGAGCUGACCCUAAAGACUUGGAAGAAAAAGUAGAAAGACUUGAAAGCACUCUGGACAAUCUACAGACUAGGUUUGCUAGGCUCAUGGCAGAAUACAACUCAACUCAACUCAAAGUAAAGCAGAGACUCACCAAAGUGGAAAACAAAAUGAAGAAAUAUGGAAGUGGCUUCUUAUCUGAUGGAGGGGAAGAAUCUGUAAAAACUGAAGAAGUGGAGAAAAAGAAUUAAUAGUUCAUUUAUAUUUCCUCAUUUAAUCUAGAAUAUUUCAGCAUGUAAAGCCAUAAAUAUAUAUAUAUAUAUAUGAAAACACUC